This is a messenger RNA of Daldinia decipiens, 2036 nucleotides long. RefSeq lists its product as uncharacterized. Bases 328 to 1533 code for a protein of 401 amino acids. NCBI's taxonomy places the organism in Eukaryota, Fungi, Ascomycota, Sordariomycetes, Xylariales, Hypoxylaceae. The record is from RefSeq and is a predicted model, not a curated record. The transcript has 2 exons.
GUUAUAUGUGGCUUAGGAAGUCGGUUGUUACCGGGCUUGAAUAGCUGGUAUUAUUGAUGUGCUGACCACCUUGUUCUACCUACUUGUCAACCAUCAACCAUCUUGUUCUACCCAUCAAUCACCUUGCUAGGCUCUGUACGACAAUAAGCCUCCCAACCUAUUCCUUUCGCGCAGCGAUAAAUAUGCGAUCGGCUGAGCAGGCUUGCGUAUAAUAAAACCGAGGGAGAUUAUUCUUCUGAUCAUCAACUUACUUUUUUUCAUCAUCGCCUCAAGUUAAUUACCUACCCAAAUUACGAGGCAAGAAUAUCGAAAUUCGGGUUGCCCGCGAUGGUACUUAAAAAGAAAGAAGUAUAUACGGUAAUAACACCCAUUCCUAGCUUUAUACCCCGCCAGCUAGCAAUCGACAUUCUCCACAGCCACGGCGAAGUCAUAACGCUGAAUCCCCUCGUACUCGAGUACAAACAAAUCAAGGCACCUCGCGAUGCCGUGUCCGAUGAAUUUUUCUCAACGUGGUAUGAAAUACACGAGCGAAUUCAAUACGUCCCUGGCAUAGGAAGAUUUGGGUCUGGGAAGAUCACGUUUAACGGUUGCUUUCACGAUCUCCCAUGGGGUCUACAAACGCACAUUUACGCGCCGAUGGGUGUCGACCUCCGAAACAAGUAUCGCAUUGGAGGAAACCAACCCGGUGUUGAGCCUCCGGAACAUCAAGAGAUUGGACUUGCUGCGCUCGGUGCACCAACCAAUGGACUUUACCUGAGAGAGGACAUCGAAAUACGAUGUAAUAUUACUAUGGUCGGUAUAGUAAAGGCGCAGAUGAAAACGGCCAGUAAAGAAAUGAUACAGAGAAUCAUUAAAAAGGCAGAAUUACUUGAUGCCGGAAUAUUACAAGGAAUGAUCGAGGACGGGAAGAUUAGAACGUUCAAUCCUAAUAAUAGUACUUACACUGGUGGACUGAGUGUAGGCGCAGGGAUGAAAUCACCACCACUAUCACCAGCAAGCCCAUAUCAUCCGCCACCAAUGUCGCCAUCAAUACCAUACCAAGUCCCAAGGCCGAUAUCACUACAGCAGGGAAGUCGACCAGGAACAGCAAAUUCAAUGAGCUACCCAGCGCAUUGGCAGGCUCAAUUCCAGCAAAUCGAUUCGAACGCCAUUAUGGAAUUACCCGGUGAUUUCCACCAUCCGCAGUCAUCACCACACUUACAACCGCCUUACUCGUCACCAACAUACCCGCAGCAAGGCCGGAAUUCCCCAUCUUCGGUGCAAUCCCACUCUCCUGAGCUCAAAUCUUGGGGGUGGUCUCAAGGCCAACCGAGUCCGUCCCUCCUGAGCUCCCGGCCUACCUCGUACUCUUCGGAUACGGGCAGUGCCGGUUUCGCGUCUCCCGGGCUAGAUCACAAGGGAUUCGCAGCUGAAUUACCAACUCAUCAGGAGACCACGGAGGAGCAUCGCCACCAGGGCGCAUAUAAUAAUGACCCGCAACCGAAUCGGGGCUAUGCGUAUAACCCGGCAGAUUAUGCGCAAGUUCGGCACUAGAUGAGGGAAGAGUACGGAAAAGGAACGGGUUGUUAGACAGGACUGGCUGUUGUAUCAUUUCGGGUUAGGUCUGGCGGUAUUAUGAUUCCCUCUAUUUCUAGGACAGGCCGUUUGGCGUUAUCCGUAUGAAAGAUUCCUCAAACAUGAGGAAUUCUAAGUUGGCGACGGGUUUACGGGUUUACCACGCCUUGAGUGCGAAGCUGAUUACACGAGGAAAAUCUGUCUCUAUUGACAUUCUGCUACGUUCAUAGCCUCCGUCUAAUAUACGUGAUUGAUUCUUUUGGAUUGGAAGGCUUAUUUAUAAGUGACUGAUACGUAUGUAUGUUAGGUAGGUAGAUCUUGCAUUUUGAAGUUGCAGCUAGGAGGUUAGGUACCUAGGUAUGUACCUCUAUAUAUGAGGUAACCCAUGGAAAUUAGUGUAGAAGUACAACAGUACUUAGUGGGGUACCGCCCGGCAGAAAUACUUCACCGCCUGGCAGAAUAAUGUUUCUUUGGGGAACUUU